Messenger RNA from Mytilus californianus (California mussel), 1068 nucleotides. Its product is annotated as membrane-associated progesterone receptor component 1-like. The record is from RefSeq and is a predicted model, not a curated record. Gene Ontology annotation, cellular component: membrane; endomembrane system. The transcript has 3 exons. NCBI's taxonomy places the organism in Eukaryota, Metazoa, Mollusca, Bivalvia, Mytilida, Mytilidae. Bases 44 to 625 code for a protein of 193 amino acids.
ACCGCUCAAACCAGUACAACUAAUAGCGAUAUAUAUUCAUAAAAUGGCUGACGAAGUUGUUGACGAGACCCAAAGUGGCGGAUUUUUCUCAAAUCUUCUGUCAGAAUUGAUUGGAAGCCCUCUUAAUCUUUUGCUUCUUGCAAUAUGUCUAUUUUUAUUGUACAAAAUAAUUGGGGGAAGACGUGAUACUACACCCUCGGCGCCGAAGCCGCAGAUUCCCCGUUUGAAGAAAAAAGAUUUUACACUUGAACAAUUGAAAGAAUAUGAUGGCAGAGGUCAAGAUGGAAGAAUAUUGAUAGCUGUUAACUUCAAAGUUUUUGAUGUAACACGAGGCAAACGGUUUUAUGGACCAGAUGGUGCCUAUGGAGUAUUUGCAGGUAGAGAUGCAUCAAGAGGUCUUGGUACGUUCUCACUUAAUGAGGAGGCUCUAAAGGAUGAAUAUGAUGAUCUGUCAGAUCUCAAUCUAGAACAAAUGGAAAGAGUCAAAGAAUGGGAGAUGCAAUUUACAGAGAAAUAUGAUUAUGUUGGACGGUUACUAAAGCCUGGAGAGACACCAAGAGAAUAUUCCGAUACAGAAGAUGAACAUUCAGAAGACAAGAGCACAGAAGAGAAAAAGAAAGACUAGUUUGUUUUUGUUAAGUUGUUGACUGGUGCUAUCUGCCAUGUUUAAGCCAACUAAUCUGUCUGGACCACAUUGACAUGUAAUAAAUCCAAAUUAGUGCUGUCCUUUUUAUAGUAGUCCUGAAUCAUUAGCACUUAAUCCAAAAAUGUUGUUGUUUAUAUGUUAUGUCCAAGACAUAAAGGUCUUUUAGAAUAAUGUGAUUUAAACAUGUUGACGCUAAAGCGUUAGAUUAACAAUGAUUCAUGAUUUAGAUAUCUUGACCAUAUCAAGGAUUUACAUACAUAGUUUUUGUGGUCAGUUGUUGCAACUUAAAUGAAAGAAAAGUAUUUAUUAAAAAUCUUGUACACGAUUGUCAAACUGCUUUUAGUCUUAUUUUAAUUUUUUUUUUUACUUUUUCAUAUUGUAUAAAUGUAUAUGCUAUUUAUAUUAAAUGAGUAUUACAUGUA